Molecule: messenger RNA, 2597 nt
Organism: Pieris brassicae (large cabbage white)
Lineage: Eukaryota; Metazoa; Arthropoda; Insecta; Lepidoptera; Pieridae
Exons: 16
Coding region: 24-2597 (857 amino acids)
Biological process (GO): proteolysis
Molecular function (GO): metallocarboxypeptidase activity; zinc ion binding
Source: RefSeq, a predicted model, not a curated record
CAAAAUUAAGUAUUUUAUUAAAAAUGAAAAUUCUUUUUUUGGCUUUAUUCUUUUUCAUAAUUCAUUGUGUUUAUUCUAAAAGCAAAAGAUAUGAAAAUUAUACUUUGUUCAACCUUGUCGCGACUGAGCGAUAUCAAAUUAAGUUUCUGCAAAAUUUGGAGUCACAAAAAUACAUAGAUGCUAUAUUCUGGAGACGUCCUUUCAAAAUGUUCAGCGAUAUCCAAGUUCUAGUAAAUCCUAUGGAUUUAGAAAUUUUUAAAGAGAGAUUGAUGCAUUUUGGCAUGAAUUCAAGAAUUUUGUCUGACAAUAUACAACGCGAGUUCGACCAACAAGUAAUCCACAGAUAUUUACGUCUUAAAACAUCGUCUUAUUCUUGGAACAAUUACCAUUCACUUGAAGAUGUAUACCAAUGGAUGUCUGAUAUUGCUGCAAAAUAUCCUAAACUAAUAAAACUCAAGGAUAUUGGGAAAACUAUUGAAGGCAGAGAAAUACUAGCUAUGAACAUACACAGACCAGGUUCCAAGAGGAAAGUUAUAAUAGACGCAGCGAUGCAUGGAAAUGAAUGGAUUACAGCGGAGUUUGUGACCUAUCUAGCAAAUGAAUUGGUGAAAGCUGAUAAGGCAAUGAGUAGCAAAUUGAGACGCGUGGCGCAUAAGUAUAACUGGUUUCUGAUACCCGUCGCUAAUCCUGAUGGGUAUGUCUAUAGUAUGAAAAACGAUCGAUUAUGGCGAAACAAUCGGCACAUUGAAAAUAACAAUACAAUCGGUGUCGACCUGAAUAGAAACUUCGAUUACAGUUUUUGCACUCAAGGUGCCAACAAAGAACCGUCGAAAGAUUACUUUUGUGGUUCCAAGGACUUUUCGGAGCCAGAGUCGAGGGCCAUUGCCGACUUUGUGAGAAUUCACCGGAAGGACCUAUAUUUCUACAUCUCACUCCACGCUUACGGACAAAAGAUUUUGAUACCGUACUCGGACAGGGUGAAGCAUGUUGAGAACUUUGGGGAAUUGGAAAAUUAUGGGAAACAAGCAAUAUUGAAAAUGUAUAAAGUGAACGGGGUCAAAUACGGUAUUGGGACCAUUUAUGAUAGCUUUGGUUAUAGAAUCUCGGGUGACAGUGCUUCAUGGGUGAAGAAAAAUCAUAAAGUUAAAUAUGUGUUAACCAUGCUCCUACGUGACAACGGGACAUAUGGGCACGCACUGCCUGCCAACCAAAUUUUGCCAACCUGCGAGGAAACGCUGGUGGGCAUAACAGAAAUAUUGACGGCUCGCCACAGACGAUUUAUAUAUGUGUGUAGUACUUAUUUUUUUGAUCCAUGUAUUCCAAAAAGAUAUAAAAAUUUCUCCCUCAUACGCGGUAUACCAGUUAAUGAGGCCCAUUUAAGAUUCUUCAAUAAUUUAAGUGCCCUUUAUAAUGUUAAUUACUGGAGAUUACCGGGGCUGGUACACAGACCCAUUGAAUUCAUAAUUGCGCCUACUAACAGAGAUGAUUUUGUAAGGACCGCUGAUAAAGCUGGAGUAUAUUAUUCCACACUCAUAGAAGACGUACAAAAAGCUCUUGAUAUGCAAACAGUAAAAUCCUACAUUCGACGUAAUAUGGAGUCGUUUGAUUGGAGGAGUUUUUUUCGCCUCCAGGACAUUUACGCCUGGCUAUGGGAUCUGGAGACUCAAUAUCCAGAAGUGAUGCAAGUGAAAACAAUUGGAAAAUCUGUGGAAAAGAGAGAUAUACUUGCUGUGAACAUUGAACAUAAGACUGGCAGGGCCAAGCCGAAACCGAAAGUAAUUGUGGAGGGCGGUAUACAUGCGCGUGAGUGGAUAUCGCAGGCGUUUGUCACAUAUUUCCUCUAUCAAAUCCUGACAGCUGUUGAAUCCAACAACACCCUGAGAAUAAUAGCUGAGACCUACCAGUGGCAUUUUAUACCAGUUUUAAAUCCGGAUGGAUAUGAUUAUACCCAUAAUGCGGAUCGAAUGCACCGAAAGAACAUGAACCACGUCGAUUUGAAUAGAAAUUUUGGAAUAGCUUUUGGAACCGUUGGUGUGAGCGGAAAGAAAUCAAGCGAGAUAUACUGUGGGCCACAUGCGUUCUCGGAACCAGAAUCGAAGGCAAUGGCUGAUUUUGUUCAUGCUAACAGUCGAGAUUUAAUGUUCUAUCUGGCUUUCCAUGCUUAUGGUCAAUACAUGAUAUUACCGUAUACACAUCUGAAGGUUCAUUUAGAAAAUUAUGAUGAGGUUCAUGAAAUGGGUGUUAUGGCUGCGUCCCGCAUAGCAGCUAGAUACGGGACGCAGUAUGAAGUUGGCACUGCAUACGAUACAGUAGGCUAUAUGACGUCGGGAGUCAGUGGAUGCUGGGUGAAGAAAACUUUCAAUGUUCCAUAUGUGAUGACGUUUGAAAUGCGUGACCAAGGUCAGCAUGGCUUUGCUCUGCCCCCCAAACAAAUUUUGCCGACUUGUAAAGAAACUAUGGAUGGUAUCAUAUCCCUAUUAAUGCAUAAAAAGGGAAAAUUAAAGGAUCAAGUCUUACCGAAAACGGAUAGUGGAGAUAUGAUAUUUAUUAAUCAUGUUGUUUUGCAUUUGGUAUUGAUUAAAAUGUUUAUUUACUAA